CAUCUUCAUCUUUAUCGCGCCUAAACAAAAAAAAAACCCUUCCUUUUCUCUUUAAUGGCGUGAUUUAUCUUCUCCUCCCCCCCUCCCCUCUUGUAAAAAUCGAGUCUUUUUCUCUCCAAACAGUCUCUUUUAAACCUCUGUUUUUUUUCAUUCCUUCUAUAAACCAUGGCGAUUCUUCCCGCCUUGUUCCUGUUUCUCUUCAUCUCUGUUUCGGGUUCCGCCAUUGUUGAUCUAAACUCAGAAACAACUUCUCUAAUCUCCUUCAAACUCUCACUCGAAAACCCAUCUCGUCUUUCUUCAUGGAACGUUUCGUCUUCCUCUCACUGUGAUUGGGAAGGCGUCACGUGUUUGUUCGGACGAGUCUACUCUCUCUCUCUGCCUUCAAUGUCUCUCAAAGGCCAUCUCUUUCCUCCUCUCUUCUCCUCCCUCCCGUCUCUCUCCGUCCUCGACUUGUCGGGAAACUCACUCUCCGGCCAGAUUCCGAAGGAGAUUUCGAGUUUGAAGAAUCUUAAAUCGCUCUCUCUAGCUAAAAACCACUUCUCCGGGAAGAUUCCGUCUGAAAUCGGUGAAAUGAAACAGCUUCAAACCCUAGACCUCUCUGGAAACUCACUCACGGGACUCCUCCCGAGUCAACUCAGCGAGUUACCUCACCUCCUUUACCUUGACCUAAGUGACAACCACUUCUCAGGUUCGCUUUCUCCUUCCUUCUUCCUUGGCUUCCCUGCUCUGUCUUCACUCGACGUCUCCAACAACUCACUCUCCGGCAAAAUCCCACCAGAGAUUGGGAAAUUGGGUAACCUCUCUGAUCUUUACAUGGGACUCAACUCGUUUUCCGGUUUAAUCCCUCCGGAGAUAGGUAACAUCUCGUUGCUGAAGAACUUUGUUGCUCCUUCAUGCUUCUUCAAAGGGCCGUUACCAAACGAGAUAUCGAAGCUGAAACACUUGGCAAAGCUUGACCUUUCUUACAACCCACUCAAGUCUUCAAUCCCUAAAUCAUUCGGAGAGUUGCAGAAUCUGAGUAUACUGAAUCUUGUAUCCGCUGAGCUUAACGGAAUGAUCCCACCAGAGCUUGGUAAUUGUAAAAGCCUCAAGACACUGAUGCUUUCUUUCAACUCUCUCUCUGGUUCUUUGCCAUUUGAGCUUUCAGAGAUACCUCUGUUGACGUUUUCUGCUGAAAGGAAUCAGCUUUCGGGUGUAUUGCCUUCUUGGAUUGGUAAAUGGAAGGAACUGGACUCACUUCUCUUGGCUAACAAUCGGUUUACAGGACAUAUCCCUCGUGAGAUUGAAGAUUGUCCAAUGUUAAAGCAUCUCAGUUUAGCUAGCAACUUGUUAACUGGUUUGAUUCCUAGGGAGAUUUGUGGUUCAGGUUCGUUGGAGGAGAUUGAUCUCUCUGGGAACUUUCUUUCAGGAACUAUUGAGGAGGUCUUCGUUGGAUGUUCUUCUCUUAUUGAGUUGGUUCUCACCAAUAACAAGAUCAAUGGCUCUAUUCCUGAGGAUCUUUCCAAGCUUCCACUGAUGGCACUUGACUUGGAUUCCAACAACUUCACAGGAGAAAUCCCAAAGAGUCUCUGGACAUCAACGGACUUGAUGGAGUUCUCAGCGUCUUAUAACCGUCUACAAGGUUAUUUGCCUGCAGAGAUUGGCAAUGCAGCUUCACUGACACGGCUGGUUCUCAGUGAUAAUGAGUUACAAGGUGAAAUCCCAAGAGAGAUUGGAAAGCUUACAUCUUUGUCUGUACUGAAUCUGAAUUCAAACAAGCUUCAAGGGAAGAUACCAAACGAGCUUGGUGACUGUACUUCUUUGACUACAUUGGAUCUUGGCAACAACAAUCUUCAAGGACAGAUUCCAGACAGAAUUACUGGUCUUGCUCAGCUUCAAUGCCUGGUUCUCUCUUACAACAAUCUCUCAGGGUCGAUUCCAUCAAAACCGUCUUCUUAUUUCCAUCAGACUGACAUGCCUGAUCUGAGCUUUCUUCAGCACCAUGGGGUAUUUGAUCUCUCCUUCAACCGAUUGACUGGUCCUAUACCAGAAGAGCUUGGCGACUGUGUGGUAGUGGUAGAGAUUUUACUGAGCAACAACCAUCUCUCCGGAGUAAUCCCAGCUUCACUCUCUCGUUUGACCAACCUUACAAUUCUGGAUGUAUCUGGAAAUGCCCUUACUGGCUCCAUUCCAGAGGAGAUGGGCCACUCUCCUAAGUUGCAGGGAUUAAACUUGGCGAAUAAUCAGCUCAAUGGCCAUAUACCGGAAAGCUUUGGCCUUUUAGGUAGCUUGGUGAAGCUAAACUUGACCAAGAACCAGCUGGAUGGAUCGGUUCCUGCUUCUCUUGGGAACUUGAAAGAGGUUACACACAUGGACUUGAGUAUUAACAAGCUAAGUGGUGAGCUUCCAUCAGCACUGUCUCAGAUGCUCAAACUUGUAGGCCUUUACAUUGAACAGAACAGGUUCACUGGAGAAAUCCCUUCAGAUCUUGGUAACCUUACGCAGCUUGACUUGGUGAAGCUAAACUUGACCAAGAACCAGCUGGAUGGAUCGGUUCCUGCUUCUCUUGGGAACUUGAAAGAGGUUACACACAUGGACUUGAGUAUUAACAAGCUAAGUGGUGAGCUUCCAUCAGCACUGUCUCAGAUGCUCAAACUUGUAGGCCUUUACAUUGAACAGAACAGGUUCACUGGAGAAAUCCCUUCAGAUCUUGGUAACCUUACGCAGCUUGAGUACUUUGAUGCUUCUGAGAACUGGUUAUCUGGAGAGAUACCAACAAAGAUCUGUGGAUUGCCUAAUCUGGUGUUCUUGAAUCUAGCCAAGAAUAAUCUGGGAGGAGAGGUGCCGAGAGAUGGUGUUUGCCAGGAUCCUUCCAAGGCAUUGCUUUCAGGGAACAAAGAGUUGUGUGGCAGAGUGAUUGGAUCAGAUUGCAAGAUCGAUGGAACUAAGUUGAUGAGUGCUUGGGGACUUGCAGGGAUCAUUCUUGGGGGUAUGAUCAUCAUCUCUGUGUUUGUUUUCUCUCUGUGCAAGUGGGUUAUGACAAAGAGAGUGAAGCAUAGAGAUGAUCCAGAGGGAAUGGAGGAAACCAGGUUAAAAGGUUUUGUUGAUCAAAAUCUCUAUUUCUUAAGUGGAAGCAGAUCAAGAGAGCCAUUAAGCAUCAAUGUGGCCAUGUUCGAGCAGCCACUUCUGAAGGUGAGUCUAGGAGAUAUUGUGGAGGGAACAGAUCACUUCUGUAAGAAGAACAUAAUAGGAGACGGUGGUUUUGGGACAGUUUACAAAGCUUGUUUACCCGGUGGGAAAACAGUAGCGGUCAAGAAGCUAAGCGAAGCCAAGACUCAGGGAAACCGUGAAUUCAUGGCAGAAAUGGAGACCCUAGGGAAAGUGAAGCAUCCGAAUCUUGUGUCUUUGCUUGGAUACUGCUCCUUCAGUGAAGAGAAGCUUCUUGUGUAUGAGUACAUGGUAAAUGGGAGCUUGGACCACUGGUUAAGGAACCAAACUGGGAUACUAGAGGUACUAGACUGGUCCAAACGUCUCAAAAUCGCUGUUGGAGCGGCAAGAGGGUUAGCUUUCUUACACCAUGGCUUUAUCCCUCAUAUCAUACACAGGGAUAUCAAAGCAAGCAAUAUUCUGUUGGACGGUGACUUUGAACCUAAGGUUGCAGAUUUUGGGUUAGCUAGAUUGAUCAGUGCGUGUGAGACACACGUGAGCACAGUGAUCGCGGGGACGUUUGGGUAUAUCCCACCGGAAUAUGGGCAGAGCGCAAGAGCCACAACCAAAGGAGACGUGUACAGUUUCGGGGUGAUUUUGUUGGAGCUGGUCACAGGGAAAGAGCCUACUGGUCCAGACUUUAAAGAGAGUGAAGGAGGGAACUUGGUUGGUUGGGUGAUUCAGAAGAUAAACAAAGGGAAAGCGGUGGAUGUUCUAGAUUCUCUGGUUGUGUCUGUGGCUGUGAGACACUCAAUGCUUCGACUGCUUCAGAUUGCUGUGCUCUGUCUUGCAGAAACGCCAGCUAAUCGCCCAACCAUGCUUGAUGUGUUGAAGGCCCUCAAGGAGAUAUAGAGCUGUAACCCUAAACCUUGUUGUUGUUUCAUGUGUUUCGUGUUGUUUAAGUCACUGCCAGUGCUAACCAAAAAAAGUGAGUGUAGGGUUUGUAAUGUUAAUGUAAUUCUGAAUAUCAGAAAACCAGACUUUUUUUUUUCAAUUCCUUAUUAGUGACAAAACACUCAAA
This is a messenger RNA of Camelina sativa (false flax), 4207 nucleotides long. The record is from RefSeq and is a predicted model, not a curated record. Lineage: Eukaryota; Viridiplantae; Streptophyta; Magnoliopsida; Brassicales; Brassicaceae.